CUAGGGAAAUUUUUUCAGGAAGAGGGAAAAACCAAGCAACCAACCUUGUUAGACCUGGGGAUACACGGUGGGGCACACAUCAUAAAACUUUGUGUCGGUUUAUUGAGAUGUGGACAUCUGUUUUGCAUGUAUUAGAGAACAUUCAUGAUGAUGCAGAAAAUUUAACACAAAGAACCACAGCAGGUGGCUUGAUAUCUCAGAUGGAAAGUUUUGAAUUUGUUUUCAUAUUGCAUGUUAUGAUCAAACUAUUGGGCAAGACUAAUGAGUUGUCACAAUGUUUGCAAAGGAAAGAUCAAAACAUAGUUCUAGCAGUGAGUUUGAUUGGGAUCACAUUGCGGCAACUUCAAAAUAUAAGAGAUAAUGGUUGGGAUCAGCUCUUGAAGGACACAACUGACUUUUGUGUCAAACAUAACAUUAUAUUGCCUAACAUGGAUGAUACAAUACCCGCUCGGGGCCGUUCAAGGGGGCGUGGUGGUCAAAUGGUAACUUUCUAUCAACGCUUCAGAUAUGAAAUAUUCAAUGUUCUGCUUGACCAAAUAAUUACCGAGUUAAAUAACCGCUUUGCUGAAAGAUCUACUCAAUUGUUGAGAUGCAUUGCUUGUCUUGAUCCAAGGAACUCAUUUGCUAAUUUUGAUGAAGACAAACUUGUUCAACUUGCUCAGAUGUAUGCUGAUGACUUCUCCAUAUAUGAGAUUUCUUUUGUCCUUAGAAACCAACUUGAAAACUUCAUUGCUGAUGUGAGAGCUGAUUCAAGUUUUGUUAGUUGUAAUGACCUUGGUAGUCUUGCUGUGAAGAUGGUUCAAACUGAUAGACACAUAGUCUUUCCUUUGGUAUAUCGUCUUAUUGAGUUGGCAUUGAUUUUGCCUGUUGCAACCGCAUCAGUGGAAAGAGCUUUCUUAGCUAUGAGUAUUAUCAAGACUGAGUUGAGAAAUAAGAUGGGUGAUGAUUGGUUGAAUUAUUCCAUGGUGUGCAAUAUUGAGCGAGAAAUAUUUGCAAAGGUUGAUGAUGAUGCGAUUAUAUAUCGCUUUCAAGCCUAUAGAUUUCGCAAAGGAACUUUACCUCCUCGUAGUAGUGUUGGCUCUUCUUCCACCGUUGAUCAAGUUAUGGAAGACACCGAUGAAGCAAACCAUUGAUUUGGUACUCUUUUU
This is a messenger RNA of Aegilops tauschii subsp. strangulata, 1148 nucleotides long. The record is from RefSeq and is a predicted model, not a curated record. Lineage: Eukaryota; Viridiplantae; Streptophyta; Magnoliopsida; Poales; Poaceae.